AUGGCUGUCGAUGUUUGCUCUGCUUCCGAAGUUCCUAUAAGCCCACGAAUCUCCUUCUCCCAUGAUAUCAAUGACCCAUCUUCAGAUAUCAACUCGAUUCAAUCCGAUCCCAACAGAUCAGACCAAUUUCUUCUAUCUCCCACUUUCGAUUUCGAUUUCUGCACCACCUCCAAUCUCACACCUGCGGAUGAGCUCUUCUCCAAUGGAAAAAUCCUCCCUACCCAAAUCAAAAAACCCAAAAUCAUUCACCUCCCAGUUCCCAAAUCGGAAACUUCACCACCAAAUACGGAUACCCAGAAGAAACGCCUCAAGGAGUUCAUAUUCAAUGACGAAGAACAACAAAAAUCGACAUCCACAUCGAGAUCCUUUUGGCAGUUCAGGAGAAGCACGAGUCUUAAUUGCGACAAUGGUAAGGGCCCAAAAGGGUUGCUUAGAUCCUUAUCGAUAAAAAGCUUAUCAAGAAGCUAUUCAACUGGUUCAGCUCUGAAUCCAAAGGGAAAUGGAGGUCCGAAAUCCAUGGAAAGAUCAAAGGAGCCUGUGUCAUUAAGAAGAUGUUCUAGCGUAGCUCAAACUCAAAAUCCAGCUUCUUCUUCUUCUUCCACUCAUAUGUAUUAUAGUUAUCAAAAUUCGAGUUCAAGGAAUUCGAAAGGAGGAAUUAGAAUUAUUCCAGUUUUGAACAUUCCACCUGCUUACAAUAUUUCAAAGGGGACUAUAAGUUUUUUUGGAUUUGGUUCACUUUUGUGUAAUGGAAAAGCUAAAAAGAAGAGCAAAUCAUAA
Messenger RNA from Lactuca virosa, 777 nucleotides. The record is from the annotation of a GenBank genome assembly. NCBI's taxonomy places the organism in Eukaryota, Viridiplantae, Streptophyta, Magnoliopsida, Asterales, Asteraceae.